AUGGAAGAACCUCCCAAAGAGGCUAGGGGCGAAUACCGGGAACCUGAAAGCACAGACGUUCCUUCAGCUGCUGAUUACACUGAUGGCCAGGGAGAAGACGACCAGAAGAACCAGGCCGAGGGGGAGGCACAUGACCAAACUGAUUACAGAAUAGCUGGCGAAAGUGCCAGCAAAGUGUCUGACCAGGCCGAAGCGAACACAGUUGGCCAAGCUGAUGACAAAGUGUCUGAACGCCAUGGACUUAAUACCUCUGGUCAGGCAGAGCAUAGUGGAUCCAACCUUGUUAAUGUCGCUGACCUUACAGCACGUGAUCUGGCUGGAGAGGAGGCAGCUGAGCAGGAACAGAUUGAGGACAACAAGGUCCUGCCUAAGGGAGAAACUCCUGAAGAGACUGAACGAAGAUGGUCCAUACUGUCUGACCGAAAGACUUCCCUACAGACAGAUCAUCUAAUGUCCACAGAGGAUGACAGAUUAGAUUAUGAGCAGAGCAGACCUUCUGAAUGGACUGAUGGUAUGUUGUCCCUGCCAUCUGACCAAAGAGCUUCUGAACAGCUUGACCACAGAAUCCAGGCUGAGAAAAGGACUCAUGAGCAGAUUGACUACAGAUUGUCUGGGCUGGUUGGCCAAAAACCAAACACUCGCUACCAACCCCCUCAACUACCUGCAGGCCAGGAUGAUCAACUUCCAGUUAAGACCGACUCCAGUGACUCUGACGAGAUUCACCACUUACUUGACAAACAAGAUUAUCAGAAGGACGAGUACCCGUCUGACGAUGAUAUGCUUGGCCAGACUGAGGACAGUGAGGACAAAGGGGCCGACUCCACAGAACUACCCUUCCAUUCUGAGGAUAGCCAAAUAGACCUCAAUUUCAAGCUUUCAGAUGAAGUAGAAAAUGAAAUUGAAAGGACAUCCAGGAGCCAAGCCUACCACCCAGCUAAUGCCAAAAUCACCAGUAAUGUCCAAGCAGAUCAAAACUUGACCCAAGAAUCCCUGUCCACCUCCUCUAAAGAGGACAACAUCACCAAUCAAGAAAAUACUCAAGCCAUAGAAUCCAGCCCUGUUAAGCCUCCACAUUUUGAGCAAGAAAAGAGUUCUCAUAUACACGAUCAAAGUUAUAAGAAGGGGUUCCCUCCUGUAGUGUAUGAGGAUCCUUAUGAAGUUUCACUCCAAUACAUGGAAAAACAUCGCAUUCUGCAGAUAUUCCAGCAGAUCACUGAAAACUUAGUCUAUGCAAAACCAGAGGACCCCCUGUACUUUAUGCUGUGUCAGGUAUGGAAUAGAAGUAAAAAAGCAACAUUUUCAUUUCUUUCAUUGUAA
Messenger RNA from Otolemur garnettii (small-eared galago), 1317 nucleotides. RefSeq names its product chromosome unknown C3orf30 homolog (gene TEX55). The record is from RefSeq and is a predicted model, not a curated record. The transcript has 4 exons. Gene Ontology annotation, cellular component: nucleus. Bases 1 to 1317 code for a protein of 438 amino acids. NCBI's taxonomy places the organism in Eukaryota, Metazoa, Chordata, Mammalia, Primates, Galagidae.